CUUUACAGUCUGCACCUUCACUCAUUCAAUCCACCUCCACACUCUUUAGUGACCCUCAACAUGCGCAAGUCCACUCGCGCAGUUGUCGCUGCUCUGGCAGCAGCCACUGCUCAGGCUAGUUCCCUGUCCGAUCUCUGCACUGUUUCCAAUGUUCAGUCCGCCCUUCCUUCCAACGGCACCCUCCUGGGAAUCAACUUGAUCCCCUCCGCCGUCACUGCCAACACCGUCACCGAUGCCAGCUCUGGCAUGGGUAGCUCCGGCUCCUACGACUACUGCAAUGUCACUGUUACCUACACCCACACCGGCAAGGGUGACAAGGUUGUCGUGAAGUACGCCCUGCCCGCUCCUUCCGACUUCAAGAACCGUUUCUACGUUGCCGGUGGUGGUGGUUUCUCCCUGUCCAGCGAUGCUACUGGCGGUCUCGAGUACGGUGCUGCCUCCGGUGCCACCGACGCCGGCUACGACGCCUUCUCCUACAGCUACGAUGAAGUCGUCCUCUACGGCAACGGCUCGAUCAACUGGGAUGCUACUUACAUGUUUUCAUACCAGGCUCUUGGUGAAAUGACCAAGAUCGCCAAGCCCCUGACCCGUGGUUUCUACGGUCUCUCCAGUGACAAGAAGAUCUACACCUACUACGAGGGCUGUUCCGAUGGUGGUCGUGAGGGUAUGAGUCAGGUCCAGCGCUGGGGAGAUGAAUAUGACGGUGUCAUUGCCGGUGCCCCUGCCUUCCGCUUUGCUCAGCAGCAGGUUCACCACGUCUUCCCUGCCACUAUUGAACACACCAUGGACUACUACCCUCCCCCUUGCGAACUUGACAAGAUCGUCAACGCUACCAUCGAAGCCUGUGACCCUCUCGACGGCCGUACCGACGGCGUUGUCUCCCGUACUGACCUUUGCAUGCUGAACUUCAACCUCACCUCCAUCAUUGGCGAGUCCUACUACUGCGCUGCACAGAACUACACCUCCCUGGGCUUUGGCUUCAGCAAGCGUGCUGAAGGCAGCACUACUAGCUACCAGCCCGCCCAGAACGGCAGCGUCACCGCUGAGGGUGUUGCUCUCGCCCAGGCCAUCUACGACGGUCUUCACGACUCUAACGGCAAGCGUGCCUACCUCUCGUGGCAGAUCGCCGCUGAGCUGUCCGAUGGUGACACCGAGUACGAUUCCACCACUGACUCCUGGACUCUGAGCAUCCCCUCUACCGGUGGCGAGUAUGUGACCAAGUUCGUGCAGCUCCUCAACAUCGAUAACCUGGAGAACCUCGACAACGUUACCUACGACACCCUGGUCGACUGGAUGAACAUUGGUAUGAUUCGCUACAUUGACAGUCUCCAGACCACCGUCAUCGACCUCACCACCUUCAAGGAGUCCGGUGGUAAGAUGAUCCACUACCACGGUGAAUCCGACCCCAGUAUCCCUACCGCCUCGUCCGUCCACUACUGGCAGGCUGUCCGUCAGGCCAUGUACCCCAACACCACCUACACCCAGUCCCUGCAGGAUAUGUCCAACUGGUACCAGCUCUACCUCGUCCCCGGCGCUGCUCACUGCGGUACCAACUCCCUCCAGCCUGGUCCUUACCCCGAGGACAACAUGGAGAUCAUGAUCGACUGGGUUGAGAACGGCAACAAGCCUUCCCGCCUCAACGCCACCGUCUCCUCCGGUACCUAUGCUGGUGAGACCCAGAUGCUUUGCCAGUGGCCUUCUCGUCCUCUCUGGAACAGCAACUCCAGCUUCUCUUGUGUUCACGACUCCAAGUCCCUUGCUACUUGGGACUACACUUUUGAUGCUUUCAAGAUGCCUGUUUUCUAAGCGGGUUGAAUAAGAAAGUAUGAAUAUUGGAAGGUCCUUUGAUAGGAUCUCUAUCCGCCUGUAUGUAGUAUCUUCGCUUCGAUAGUCGUUGUACUUCCACCUUUUGUGUCUUCUUCAAUCUGUAUACGUGUGAAGAGACUUUAAC
Molecule: messenger RNA, 1951 nt
Organism: Aspergillus costaricaensis CBS 115574
Lineage: Eukaryota; Fungi; Ascomycota; Eurotiomycetes; Eurotiales; Aspergillaceae
Product: putative tannase
Exons: 1
Coding region: 61-1806 (581 amino acids)
Source: RefSeq, a predicted model, not a curated record